AUGGAGUCUCUGAAACGAGGGAUUUUCUGCCUUUUAUUCCUGCCACUUCUCCCCGUCUGCAGAGCGGAGGAUACAGUCCAGGUGGUUUGCCAGUCAGAACCAGUUGUGGUCACGGCAGGUGAUGAUGUCAUCCUCCCUUGUUCUCUGAGAACCACCAUCAGAACCGUCAGCGCUGUUGAUGAAGUAGUAGAGUGGCAGAGACCUGACCUCAAACCUAAAAAGGUGCAUUUCUACCGCAAUCGUGUUGAAUACAAUGAUGGCCAGAAUCCAUCCUACAGAGGAAGGACGUCUCUGUUUGAAGAAGAAAUGAAGAACGGGAACAUCUCCUUAAAACUGACCGGAGUGCAACUCUCUGAUGCUGGAAACUACACCUGCUUUGUUCCAACACUGAAGAGCCCAGAUCAGAAAGACUCUGUUCAACUCAUUGUUGCUGCAGCUUCUCUUCCAGAGAUCUCUGUUGUGGGAAUUGAUCCCAUGGGAGUAAUCCUAAAGUGUGAGGCUGGAGGGUUGAUGUACAGACCUGAGAUGACCUGGCUGGACAGUGAUGGAAACAUCCUCCCUGUUGGACCUACAGAGACAGUUUCAGAGGGUCGUUACACUGUGAGAGGACAUGUGACCAUCCAGAAGACUGACAACAACAUGUUCACCUGUAGAGUUCUACAGCAUCAGAUCAACCACCAGAUGGAGACAGAGAUUCAUGUCCCAGAUCGAAUGUUUCCUGAGCCAUUUUCGGAGACGUGCCAGUCCUGGUGGAGGUCCUGGUGGUUUGGUGGUCUUGUUUUAUUGAUUGUUGUAGCUGGAGUUCUCUACAUCCUGAAGAGUAAAGGUCUACUGCACUGUGGAAGAAAGUCAUCGAGGGGAGUUGAUCAGCAGGGGCUUUAGUUGUCAGCCUUCUGUACAUUUUUCACUACAUUAAGGUGCAUGUAGAGAUCCUCGCUCUGAUUAAGUUAAAUGUCAGCGGUUCUCCAGUUUGAUGUCGAUGCCCUAGAAUUUCCAAUUUGAAACUGUUUCCUGGGAUUCACCACUUGCUGCUCUCCAGUCUAACUUGUGGGUUACCUUCUCCAGCAGUCAAAUUCAGAAAGUGCUCUUACUGUGUGUUAUAUUAUUUGGUGGAUUUCUCCCCAAUUUUGUAAUGUUCAAUUGCUGAUUAUGGUCUUGUAGGUAACUCCAACGAGUUUCUUAAUGUUUACAGACAUCUAUGGUCAGCUUAUUGCUAGGGCCGGCCCUGCAUGUUAGGCAGCUCCCCCUGACUGACCAGGUCAGUAUGAUCAAACGCUAUUUUAAAACUGAACUUGUGAAUUUUAAGUGUUUUACAUGGAGUGUGUUUGAUAUGUUCUGCUGAAUGCUUUGCCACUAAAAUGUGUGGUUUUCCAAAACUCUAAGGGAGUGAAAUGGUAUUGGGAAAUAGAGACGGGUGACAAAUUAAAGGGAAAAAAUGAAUGAGUGGAGGAAAUUAAUAAGUGCAGUUGCUUUCAUACAGGUGUACUGAAUGAUACAAUUAGGUAAUUAACAUCCUAUCAUGCAACUGGAAGGUCCAGUUGACCUACAUUUUGGAUUAAGAUGGCAGGAGGACAGGAUCGAAGUGACUUUAAAAGGGGGUUCGUUAUUGGGUUUCUUCCAGGACGACAGUGCUUCCAUCCACAGGGCAAGAGGGGGCAAUGAAUGGUAAAGAAUAACAAAAAUUAUGUGAAUCAUAUGCUAUGGGCUUCGCAGUUAGAUUUUUGACUGACAUGUUAGACUGUGAUUUCCUGCCACCAUCAUCAAAACACCAGAUGAGGAAAUAUCUUUUGGGUGAACAUUGUUCCAUCCCUGCAGUAGAGUUCUGUAGACUCGUAGAAUCUAUGACAAGACACAUCAAAGCUGUUCUGGAGGCUGGUGGCCCAAAACCUUAACGAGACACUGUUUUUUUUCUUUAAUUCACCCAUCUGUAUUCUGAGUUAAUGUUUAGCGAUACUUCUAGGUAUUCUGAACAUUGUAUUCAUACACUACUGUAUGGUCAUAUCAUAAAAAUAUAGUGUUCUGAAAAUUUCAAAAACACCAAAUGGUAUUCAAUGCUAACUUUGCCCAUGAGCCUGUCAGACAUUGGUAUUUAAAUUAACUAAAAUGUUAUUUGAUGCUUUUUUUAUACCAACAUUAUG
Molecule: messenger RNA, 2138 nt
Organism: Esox lucius (northern pike)
Lineage: Eukaryota; Metazoa; Chordata; Actinopteri; Esociformes; Esocidae
Product: butyrophilin subfamily 3 member A2-like
Exons: 4
Coding region: 1-882 (293 amino acids)
Source: RefSeq, a predicted model, not a curated record